AUGCCGUUUUUACAGUCUAAGAAGUUUAAAGCGAUGAAUGUUGGCGUUAGCCUUGAUGAAGGUGCUCCAGUAAAUAUUCCUGAGGUGCCUGUAUUUUACCAGGAUAAAGUGGCGUGGCAAAUCAGAGUUAAUUGUUACGGUACUACAGAACAUGGAUCAGCAUUCCAACCCACCAAUAUUACUGCAACUGGAAAGUUGGAGAGUCUCAUAUACUCAGCGGGAGACAACAUAACGAUCACGUAUUUAUCAAAGAACCCACAAAGCCCAGCCACAGUCGCCAACUCAUCCAAUCCGUUUUGGACAGCUAUUGAGAAAACCGCUGAAGAAAUGUAA
Messenger RNA from Diatraea saccharalis (sugarcane borer), 333 nucleotides. NCBI's taxonomy places the organism in Eukaryota, Metazoa, Arthropoda, Insecta, Lepidoptera, Crambidae. The record is from the annotation of a GenBank genome assembly.